Messenger RNA from Octodon degus (degu), 1370 nucleotides. It is a transcript of the gene Dnd1, whose product is annotated as DND microRNA-mediated repression inhibitor 1. Gene Ontology annotation, cellular component: cytoplasm; nucleus. Lineage: Eukaryota; Metazoa; Chordata; Mammalia; Rodentia; Octodontidae. The record is from RefSeq and is a predicted model, not a curated record. The transcript is spliced from 4 exons. Gene Ontology annotation, biological process: mRNA stabilization; germ cell development; negative regulation of miRNA-mediated gene silencing. Gene Ontology annotation, molecular function: mRNA binding. The coding region runs from base 1 to 1140 and encodes 379 amino acids.
AUGCAGUCCAAACGCGAAUGUGAGGCCGUGGCUACAGGGUCUCCAAUUUACCGGAGGCAGGGACAUCGGCAGUGCACAAUUCCAAUUUGCCUUUUCCCUCAGCAAUGGUGUGAGAGGGUGAAUCCCGAAAAUAAGGCGGCCCUGGAGGCGUGGGUCAGGGAGACAGGCGUCCGCCUAGUGCAAGUGAACGGGCAGAGGAAGUAUGGCGGGCCACCCCCAGGCUGGGUGGGCAGCCCGCCGCCGGCGGGCUCCGAGGUGUUUAUCGGCCGGCUGCCCCAGGACGUGUACGAGCACCAGCUGAUCCCACUCUUCCAGCGUGUGGGCCGGCUUUACGAGUUCCGCCUGAUGAUGACCUUCAGUGGCCUGAACCGGGGCUUCGCCUACGCCCGCUACAGCUCGCGGCGCGGCGCCCAGGCAGCCAUCGCCACGCUGCACAACCACCCUCUGCGACCGUCGUGCCCGCUGCUCGUCUGCCGCAGCACCGAGAAGUGUGAGCUGAGCGUGGACGGGCUGCCGCUGGGCGUGACCCACAACAUGCUGCUGCUGGCGUUGCAGCCCCUGGGGCCCGGCCUGCAGGAGGCGCAGCUGCUGCCCAGUCCUGGCCGGCAGCCCGCGCAGAUAGCGCUGCUCAAGUUCAGCUCGCACCGCGCCGCCGCCAUGGCCAAAAAGGCCCUAAUAGAAGGUCAGUCACGCCUCUGUGGAGAACAGGUGGCUGUGGAGUGGCUCAAGCCAGACCUAAAGCAGUGGCUCCGCCAGCAGCUUGUGGGUCCCUCACUUCAGUGCCUUCAGCCAGAUGGCAGCCAACUGGUCCUGGCCAGGGGCAAGCUGGGGUACCAAGGUUCUCGGGCUACUCUGCAGCUGCUGUGCCAACGAAUGAAGCUGGGCAGCCCAAUAUUCUUAACCAAAUGUUUGGGUGCAGGACCUGCUGGCUGGCACCGCUUCUGGUACCAGGUAGUGAUCCCUGGGCAUCCAGUACCUUUUAGCGGCCUCAUCUGGGUCGUGCUGGCCACGGAUGGGCAGGAUGCACAUGAGGUGGCCAAGGAUGCUGUGUCUGCUCGGCUGCUGGAGGCGUUGAGUGAAUCUGCAGGUGGUCUUUUAUGGUUUUCAGGAGCUGAAGCAGGUUCUGUGGUUAAGCAGUGAUGCCUGCAUCUCCCCACAGGCAGCCUGAACUGUAGGCAGGGCCUGUAUCAGCCUUCAGCCCAGCAGGCCUGGGCAGCAGCUACUGGUUCUCAGAGGGGGAGUGGGGCAGGGCCCAAGCAACAUCUGAGGACUACUCAGAUUUGGCUUAAGUUCUGGUGAGGUACCUUGCCCUUCCACCCUGUACCCAGGGUCUUGCCGACUCCAGUCUGGUUUCUCUUUGGCCAUUCCCU